AUGAAGAAGCCCCACCCCUGCGGCAACUACCUCUGGCUGGUCACCCGUUUGGGGGCGGAUAUCGGGUUGACUUGCCAGAAGUGCCAACGCCACGUAAUGCUUGCCCGUUCUCACUUGGAGCGGCGAGUCAAAGAGGUCAUCCUCAGGACUUCCAAGACCCUUUAA
This is a messenger RNA of Geodia barretti, 165 nucleotides long. The record is from the annotation of a GenBank genome assembly. NCBI's taxonomy places the organism in Eukaryota, Metazoa, Porifera, Demospongiae, Tetractinellida, Geodiidae.